AGCAGAGACCCUGAUGCAAGGCUCGAACUGACAAACCGGGAGAUCAUGACCUGAGCUGAUGUUGGACUUAAGAUUAACCAACUGAGCUACCAAGGUACCCCUAGAUUUUAUUAAAAGUGAGAAACAUCUAUUUGAAAGCAUUGGAGACAUAUAAGACAGAGUCUAAGGUAUUAGAGAAAAAGGAAAUAAAGAGAGGUGAGCAGCUUAAUAUAUGCAGCUACUUUCUCCCAAGAGACAUUUGAUGAUUCUGAAUAAGUUAAGUACAGAGAAGCUGAGCAGCUGAACAGGACUGUUGGCAGUCUUACAGGGGUAAGGAGACAAAAAUUGGGAUUCAGAGCUUUCCAAAAGGAGGGGACCUGGUAAACAGCCCAGUCUUCAGCUGGGAACCUUGAGGGACUACACCCUGGUAAUAAAGCUAGCCCGAAAAUAGACGAGCACUCACAGAGACUGUAACUCAGAUCUGAAUCAAACCAAUCUCCGAUUAGACUAAGAAGUUAUACUCCUUGCUAACUGCCUGCCAGAAGCAAAGCAAGUCCUCUUCGGAGGAAUAUGACAUCAUCCAGGCUCUCAAAUUAUCGUUACAUUUUUCAUAUGGUGUCUGGCAUUAAACAAAUAGAUGAUAACAAUAACAACAAAACCAGGCAUAACAGGAGCUAGGAACAAAUGACUGAAAACCAAAAGAAAAAAAAUGUAAUUUAAACAGAUAUGUUGAAUAUAUUUUAAGAAUAAUCUAAUAAAAAUUCUAGGAUUGAAAUUAAGAACUCAGAGGAAAGAUUUCAAAGCAGAUUAGACUCAACUGAAGAGAUGAUUCAUGAACUUGAAUAUAGACUAGAAAAAAAUAUGUGGACUUCACUACAAUUACAGCAGGAUAAAAUUUUUAAGAAAUACCAAAAAGAAAGACUGGGAGAUAUAUGGGGUUCGGUGUAGACAUUUGUGUAAUUAGAGUCCUAGAAGAAAAGGAGAGAGACUGUGUAGCAUAAACAAUAUUUGAAGAGCAAAUAAUCUAAGGAUUUAAAAACUGAUAAAAGACAUAGAGGCACAGAUAAAUACAAAGAAAGUUACUACUAGACCCAUCAUUGUAAAAUAGGUAACAAACAACUAAAGACAAAAACUAUAAAUGCAGUUAGUAUAAAAAAAUAAUAAAACACAUUUUGUUCAGGGGCACAAAAUAAGACAGCCAAAUUUUCAAUAAAAACAAUGGAAGCCAAAAAAUAAUGAAAUGGUAUCUUUAAAAGGCCAAAAGAAAGGAUGUGGCUGGAGUUUGAGGAGCACAGGGCCAGCGACGCUGCAGACCUGAGACCUGAAGCAGCCUAGAGGCGGUGAAAAAUAGCCCUGAACGCCUGCAAUAAAAAAUGGCCUCUAAUACAACUACAUUGCAAAAAGUGGGAAAGAAACAGAAAGGAAAGAGUAAAGUAGAAGAGGCAGAGCCGGAAGAAUUUGUGGUGGAGAAAGUAGUAAAUGGGAAGACAGAGUAUUUCCUGAAGUGGAAGGGAUUUACAGAUGUUGACAAUACUUGGGAGCUUGAAGAAACUUUAGAUCGUCCAGAGUUAAUUGAAGCAUUUCCUAAUUCUCAAAAAGCUGGUAAAGAAAAAGACGGUACAAAAAAAGACUCUUUAUCCAACAGUGAAUCUGAUGAUGGCAAAUCCAAGAAGAAAAGAGAUGCUGCUGAUAAACCAACAGGCUUUGCCAGAGGUCUUGAUCCUGAACAAAUAAUUGGUGCUGCAGACAGCAGUGGAGAAUUCACAUUUCUCAUGAAAUGGAAAAGUUCAGAAGAGGCAGAGUCGGCAUUGGCAAAGGAGGCAACUAUGAAGCGUCUUCAAAUUAUAAUUGCGUGUUCUUUAUUUUAAAGUUCAUUUCUUUUGAGACAGAGAGAGAGAGAACGAGUGGGGGAAGAGCAGAGAGGGAAUCCCAAGCAGGCCCCUCACUAUCAGUGCAGAGCCCAACGCAGGGCUUGAUCUCACGAACUGUGGGAUCAUGACCCAAGUCAAAAUCAAGAGUCCACGCUUAACCGACUGAGCCACCCAGGCACCCCAAAUUGUAAUUCUUUUUUUAUGAAGAGAGAUUAACUUGUCAUUCUUGUCUAGAAGAUGAAGCUCAAUGAUAUAUCAUUUGGGGGAGUUGUUAGGGAUUUUUUGCAUCUCUAGCACUGGUUACUUUGAAUAAAUAAAAGCUUUCUAUAGUUGCUUCCUUUAUCAGAAAAGAAUAUUUGAGACCAUGGUAUAUUAUUCCCCUGCAUUAGAGAGCACCUUUUCUUAAUGCUGGGGGAAAUCUUCAUAGUUGGUACUCAACCAGAAUUUGUGUUUAAUUCCUACAUGCCUAAGGACCAUUCUGGGCUUUUUGUUUAUUUGGGGUUUUUUUUGUGUGUGUGAGUGUAUACAUAAAAAUACAUACAUAAAUAGUUUUCUUUGUAAAAAAAACAUUCACCCAAACAAAAGCAGAAUUUCAUGACCAUGGAUAAGCCCAUGUUUCUGGGAUGCCGUCAUUUUCAGCAACCUAAGAUAUAAAUCACUUAAAGUAAAUUGAAAUUUUUCCUGAACAGGCCUUAACUUUUAAAAUUUCAUAAUUAAUUGGACAAUUUAAAUAUACCGUAAACAACUUAAAUUGGACAAUUUAAAAGUAGCCAUAUCAGAAUCCAUAUCCAUAUCUAUAGUCAUAUAAAUGCAACUUUAUUUGCAAGAUCCCUGAAAGAAAAAUUUUAGCAUUACCAACAACCUCCCCACCCACAUGAGAAAACUAGACAAGUCCUGGUGUGUUUAAAUUAGGUAAGCAAAACUUAGUUACGUGGACAUUUAAAGUUUCCUUCUGGUGAAUCAUUCCUUUGCAAGAGGUUGAAAUCUCUGCGAUAUUGACUAAAAGGUCACAAUUUAUGGAAUGUCUAAGACUUUGUUCAUGGAAACGUAAUCAUAAUCAGAUAGUUAGAAAUGUUGACAGUUUAGCACCUGCUGGAAUAAAUGGGGGGACAAACUUCCGUAUUGUAAAUUCUUGACCUGCAUGUGUUUUCUUUACCCCAGCUCAUUCCUUACAUGCAGGCUCAAUCUUCUCAGUAUUUGAGUUCCUGGUUCAGCAGAAACCAGGAAAGACAAUCAUCAGAAUGUUAUCCAACUGUAUAUUGUUUACUUUAUUGUAAAUAUUGGUAAAUAGUGGUCAAUAGUUUAUAUUCAAAAGGAUAAACAAAAAUCAAAGGCUAAAGGAAAAUAUCUACUAACCUAAAAAUUCUAUACCCAGAGAAAGUAUCGUUCAAAAAUGAAAGCAAAUCGUUCGAAAAUGAAAGCGAAAAAAAGACAUUACCAGCCAAACAACUGAAAUGAUUUAGAGCUUGCUGACAGACACUAGUGGGAAAACUAGUUUUUCAGGUAGAAGGAAAGAAUUCCAAAUGGAAGCAAGAAGAUGAAGAAGGGGAUAAAGAGCACUGUAAAGAGUAGACAUAUGAGGGAAUCUAAAUUAGUAUUGACUGUAUAAAUAUAUAUGUAUAGAAUAUAUGUUGAAUUAAAGUAUGUAACAAUACACAAAAUGUAAGUGGAAAAAGGAGUUAAAGUAUUCCAAUGUCCUUAUCCAUGAAUUGAAAAAAAAUACUAAUUGGACUUUAAUAAGUCAAGGAUGCAUGUUGUAAUCCUUAGCUCGAGGCUAACCAAUAAACAUAAUAAAAGAAUCAAUGACUAGUUCAUAGAAGAGGGAAAUGAAAUAAUAAUAAUAAAUAUUUUAUUCCAAAGAAGUUAAGAAAGGGGAAAAGAAAACAGAACAAUUGUAACAACUAAAAAAUAAAAACAUGGUAGAUUUGGGACACCUGAGUGGCUCAGUUGGUUAAGCACCCGACUUUGGCUCAGGUCACGAUCUCUUUGUUCGUGAGUUCGAGUGGCACAGAGCCUGGAGCCUGUUUCAGAUUCUGUGUCUCCCUUUCUCUCUGCCCUUCCCCCUCUCAAAAAUAAAUAAACAUUAAAAAAUUUUUUUUGAGAAAAAACAUCAAAGAUUUAUAUCCAAAUGUGUCAGUAAGUGUAUUAAAUGUAAACUAAGAGUUCUAAUUAAAAGAUAAACAUUGUGAGACUGGAUUAAAAAUAAACAUACCCCUACACCCAAAUAUAAGCAUACAGAAAGAAUAAAAGUAAAAGGAGGAAGAAAUAUAUUUCUAACUAAAAGAAAACUGGUAUGUUUAUACUAAUAUCAGACACUGUUUAAGGCAAGAAGCUUUACAAGAAAUAAAGUAGUACAUUUCAUAAGGAUAAAAAUGUCAGUCCAUCUGAAGGAUAUAGCAAUUCUUAAUUGUACCUAAUAACACAUCCUCAAAUUUUAUAAUGUAAUAAUUGACAGAACUAAAAGGAGAAAUGGAACUUUUUAAAUAAAAGAUUUUUUUUUUUUUUUUAAGUAAUCUCCAUGCCCACUGUGGGGCUCAAAACCAUGACCCUGAGAUCAAGAGUCACAUGCUCUACUGACUGAGCCAGCCAGGCGCCCCCAAAAUGGCACAUUUUAAUACACCUUUCACUUCUCUUGUUAACUUUUAGAAGAAGCAGCAGAAAACAAAAACCAACUAUAGGGAUAUAAAGAAUUUGAAUAAUACAAUUAACAAAUGCAUAUGUGAUCUACUUAUUAUGUAUAGAAUACUGCACACAACUGCAGGAUACACUUUUAAAGUUUUGAUUACACAUGGUACAUUUACCAAAAUUGGCUGUAUGCUGAUCC
Messenger RNA from Neofelis nebulosa (Clouded leopard), 4674 nucleotides. RefSeq names its product chromobox protein homolog 3-like. Bases 1353 to 1847 code for a protein of 164 amino acids. Gene Ontology annotation, cellular component: nucleus; pericentric heterochromatin. The record is from RefSeq and is a predicted model, not a curated record. Gene Ontology annotation, molecular function: chromatin binding. NCBI's taxonomy places the organism in Eukaryota, Metazoa, Chordata, Mammalia, Carnivora, Felidae. The transcript has a single exon. Gene Ontology annotation, biological process: negative regulation of transcription by RNA polymerase II; chromatin organization.